UUAAGUUAGUUAAAAACUAAAUUACAAAAUGCGUGUCUACUUGCUGCUUGCCCUUUUUGGAUGUGUGCUUUUGGCCACCGUUUCGGCCAGUCCCGUCGAUGUUGACGAUUUGAAGGACUCCGAGGAAGAUCAAAAAAUCGCUGCUGGACAGGAGAACGUUGAGGAUGAUGCGGAAGAUGACUUGGAUACUAAUCCUUCGGAGUCCCAGAAUGAGCAAGGCGAUUCCCAAUCUGAGGAUGAUGCCUCUAAGGAAGAACCCCAGCAGGACGAUGAAGAGGAGAGCGAACCCAACAACCAGGAAGAAUAAGAUGUCUACACAUUUGUUGAUUUUAUUUACACGCCCUUAAAGUUCAUUGAAAGUUUAUACAACUGUUUACACAAAGAAACACUUUUCAUCACCGAAAUAACCAAAGAAACCCACGCUUUUAUAUUGUUCUAACAAAUACAUAAAAUUCUGGAAACGUCCGUAAAGAA
This is a messenger RNA of Drosophila ficusphila, 474 nucleotides long. RefSeq names its product glutamic acid-rich protein. The transcript has a single exon. The record is from RefSeq and is a predicted model, not a curated record. The coding region runs from base 29 to 307 and encodes 92 amino acids. Lineage: Eukaryota; Metazoa; Arthropoda; Insecta; Diptera; Drosophilidae.